Messenger RNA from Pelobates fuscus (common spadefoot toad), 1165 nucleotides. RefSeq names its product lysosomal protein transmembrane 5 (gene LAPTM5). Gene Ontology annotation, cellular component: lysosomal membrane. The transcript has 8 exons. Bases 92 to 883 code for a protein of 263 amino acids. NCBI's taxonomy places the organism in Eukaryota, Metazoa, Chordata, Amphibia, Anura, Pelobatidae. The record is from RefSeq and is a predicted model, not a curated record.
UGUUCAAAUCAGGAAGGAAGCGGGCAGAGUUACAAAGGAAACUUUUAGUUUAAGUAACAGUCACCAACGGUAGCUGCACUAGACAACAGAAAUGGCUUCAAAAUCCUUAAACGAGCUCGAAAAAUCUACCUGUUUUAGAGUCCGAACUUUGGCCAAGACAUUGUCUAUAUACCAUAUGAUACUUAGCAUUGUAAUCUUCACUGAAUAUUCACUAGAAGUGGUGAAGAGAAAGGAUUGCUGUCCAGAUGUCAGCAAGUUUUACAAAAUUGCGGAUGCUGCCUCCAGUUACCUCCUACUAAUAGUCUUAUUUGCGAUCAGUGUUUUGCUGUUUUGUGGAGAUCUGGCGAGUCGAGCAUCUCUAGUUAUACCAUUCUUCGCCUUACAGUUUAUGGAUUUAAUCCUUAGUGCCUUGGUACUCUGCAGCAUCUACAUUGAGCUUCCAACUUACAUAAGGACCAAGGCGCAAGGCAAUGUGGCUGCCCUAGAGCUCACCACUGCAUCAACUACAGCUAUCAACAUGUUCCUGAGUUUACUGACUCUAUGCAGCUCUUAUGCUGAAGUCCCAGCCUACCUAAAUCUACAGUCAAUGAAUUACAUGAAUUAUUUUAUGGAGGACAAUUUGGCUUCUCAGAACUUUGUUGUGGACCUGAUAACCUUCACUCUCCUACAUUUCUCUGUGCUUAUGUUUAAGGUGUCUAUGAUUUAUAGUGUAUGGAAAGUGUUCAAGAUUUUACGUACUAGGAAGCAGUUCACAUCUGUGGAGACCCCUCAACCUAAAACUACAGACAAGGACGCACUGCCAUCUUAUGAAGAUGCAUUAAAAAUGCCAGUGAUCGAUUGUCCACCUCCAUAUUCCACCAUCAAACCCAUCGAAUCAUUCUGAAACUGACUCAAACAUCUUAAUAUAGGGACUCUGCAUGCUACCACUGGCUAUAGACAUUAGUCAAUGAAUCUGGCCCUCAGAUUGCUAUACAUUGACAUGGUCAAAAGGAAGAGGACAUACUUUCCAUUGACCUGCGUGAUCCAACUAUUCCAUUGGGUUGGUUAUUUUUGGGCUGGACUUCCCCGCAAAAUAAUAUUAAAAUAUAUGUCAGUCAACAUUUGUCUAAUGAUGUGAGAUGUUUUUAUCUCUAUUGAGUGUUUUGCUGGUUUUGCCUCAAUUAAU